GCAACGACCCCUGUCUGUCUGUCGGUGACACUUACAGUCAUUACAACAACAUCCACAGCAAGGUGUCUGAUGCCCGAGCUUUUACCGUUCAUGCAACAUUUUCAGCCGUAUUUUACUUUUUCUUUUCUACACUGGGUUUACGCUGACACUGCAGUCUCCAUGUCAUAAAUCUUUCUCGCUUGAAGAAGGGCUUGUCUAACAGGUGGCACUGACCUUCAGGGUUGAAAGGUCAGACAUUGUGAGAGUGAAGCCCAAUGGAUCAUGGUGGUCAGUUUGAGAGGGAGGGCAGAGUAAUGUCACACGUUCCUGUGGGUGGGGUUGACCUCUGUGAUAACCUACCCAACCCUGAAGCUCUCACUGCCCAAACUCGAAACCUCAAUGAGACGAACUCACUUGCACAGAGUCAAAGUCUUUCUCCUUCACAAGAUGAAGAGGGGGCGGGACGCAGGCUCAUCCAAAAAACCUCUUCCAACAAUAACGGGAAGGACGAGGAGGGGGAACAGGGGAAGGAGGGAUACACAGGACGAGGCAGAGAGGAGGAUCAAGUAGAAGACAUUGAUGAGGUAAUGAAAGAAGAAGAAGAAGUGGAGGACUCAGAGGAAUUAAGCGGUCUAAUACGCUGCCAGUCUCCAGACACUCCCAUGACCGAUUCUUCGUAUUCAGAAACUGGCAGUCUGUUGGAGACUCCAUAUCCUUUCAGCCCUGGAACCAGUCCAGAGCCUACCUCCCCUGUCGUUCCAGGGAUCAGUCCAGAAACUGCACAUCCCAUCAGUCCUGUGGAAUUCAGUCAGAGUGAUGUCAAAGUGGACUCUCAUAUGUCCAACACUGGAUCAGUUGCCUUCACCACAGGGCCUAUAGAUUCUGCUACACUAACUGUAACCUCAGAUGUAAGGUCCACCAGCCCCACUGGGCCUACAUGUAUCACAGAAGCUACAGACAGGAUAGCAAAAAAUACUGACUCCGCUACAGAACAUUUUACCUCGUCUACAGAGCCCAUCUUCAGUCAUGGGCUUGCCAGUUCAUAUACAGGACCUAUCACCUCAACUGCAGAGACAUUUACAGUAACUGCUUGCACCACAAGGCUCAACAGUUCUGUUGCUUCCACUCCCAUGAGUCUAACAACAGGACCCCUUGCCUCCACCACAGGGCCUACGACUACUGGAACAGAAUCCACUUCUACCACAGGACCUAUAACCUCAAAUUGGGAACACAUUACUUCCAUGCCAGUGCCCACUUCUUUCUCAGUCUCCACCUGCGCUACUGGGCCUAUUCCAAGGCCUGCUCUGCUGGAGUCUCUUGAGCAGUUAGCACAAAGAGGAGAUGACACUCACUUUCCACAUUACCUUCACCAGAUUGCCGAGGCUUUUGUCCUUCAGGAAGACUACCAUCGGGCAUUAUGGUGCAUCCAAUUAGAGAGACUCUAUCACCAGAGAGUUUUGGACAACCUGAAUACACUACAGGAGCAGUGGGAGAGUCAGUCUAAAAUGACUUCCUCCGACCUGGCAACCCAACAUCUGGACACUCUUAAACAUAUCUGCCAGACGCACAGUCGACCAAGGGCUAGAGAUGCUGUGUGUGAAUCUCUGGACUUUUUGAGGCCUACACUCGAAGAAGGUGGUGCACCGGCUUCAUGUACUUUAGCCCAUCAGGUUGACGGAGGGAUAGAGCAGAGAGCCAAAGACUCCUCCCGCUCUCAGAGCAGUGAUCCAGUCAUACCCUCCAUUAAUUUGGCUGAUAGGCUCAUUUCCCCUGAGACCUUAGAAAAGGACGGGGAUGACCCAGACAGGGAAUUAGACGUGAGGGAUGGUUUCCAUGGAUCUCAGCUGACUGACAAGCACCGCAGCAACAGAGAGGGAAGAGAGGCAGAGGGAGGGGUAGGACAUACCAUUUCAGCCAUAGGAAAUGGUCUGCACCCCUCUACAGCUGGAGAAAUGGAUCAGUCCAAGCCUGCAGAGCAGCAGGGAGGAGAUUUAGGUCCAGCAGAGGGAAAGGAGGCAAAAAGGGAAGAAGAGGAGAGGGACGUGGAGGAGGCAGCAGAGGCUUUAGAAAUGGAAGAUGAGGGAGAGGAAGAAGAAGAGGAAAAGCAGAAGGAAAGAGACUCUGCUUUUUGUAGGAAAGCUCUGCCAGUGGAGACCCUGGUCAGUGGGGCAGAGGUGGGGGCACAACAGCUGCACCGGGAACUACAUGAGGAGACACAGGAGAGUGCUAAAACCUGCCUGAACCAGGAGGCCUACCUUCCUCAGGAGGCUCAUAUAAAGCAACAGGAGCAGCGUGAGGAGGAAGAGGAGGAGGAGUACGAAGUAGAGCAAGCUGACAUCAUUAGAGAAGCUGCCUCACUGGACGACUUGGCUAAACUCAUCACUGUAGAGGAGAUGUCUCCUGCUUCUGGCCUGGUGUCCAUAUUGAAGAAGCGGAGUGUGUGUGUGGACGAUGUGAGCAUGCCUCCCAGUUCAGAGCCCCGGCCUGACAAACCCACUGCCAAAAGACGAGUCCACUUCAAAGUUCCUGGAGAUGACUAUGAGCAGGAUGUUGGCGGUGGGGACUCCUGCCUGCUUCUCUUCCUGCUUUGUCUGGUUACUGUAGUGAUCAGUGUGGGUGGCACCGCCCUUUACUGUGCUCUUGGAGAUGCCCACUCCUCCGUCUGUCAGGACUUCUCCAGAAAUGCAGACUUCUACAUUGGCCAGAUACAGCGCGGGAUAGCUCAUCUCCAACACUGGUUUGCCCCCGCGUCAUAGCAGUAAACAGUUUGUCAGCAUUGUGGAGCCCUUGGCCUUACCGUUUAUCGCUGUAGUUUCCAGCAGUUCCUGCUACUUCCUGGGACAAUGUUUUCCGAGGUAAUAGUGCCAGGAAACUGCUACAGUCCCUGCCGCCAUGUGGAGUUUGUGGCCAUUAUGCUGCCUAAUUGGUUAAAUGAUUAUCCAGAUAAAAUUCCAGGGUUCACUGAGACAAAAAGUCAUAGAUCAGAUGUCCCUUUACAACCCUAGUUUGAAAGAUAAAGAGCAGAAGAGGAAGAAGUCACCUAUAACCUUCUCACCUCUGUCCAGAUUAAAUACGUCAUUAAAUCUCAAACUAGGUUUAAAACUUUGAUGUGAUGAAAUGCUGUUAUUGAACGAGCUAAGAGCUGUCUCCAUAUGCACGUUCACUGUCAGCAAGUUUCAAAAGUCACUGUUAAGUAAAUCAGCUAUGACUGAAAACAAACCCUCACUGACUCACACUGGACUCCAAAGAUGUAAGUCAUCUCAGUUAAGAAUAAGAUCAAGAUAAUAACAGCUGCAAUCCACAGAAAUAAAAAAGAAAAAAAAGAAAUAUAUAAUGUAUAGUUUGUUAACUGGGGGCACAGGGAUGCUCUCUCCACGCACUGCACAAAUGGGAAGUGGCCCAAUGGGUAUUUUACAAACUGCUGCAACCACUGGUGUUGCUUUUAUUGUUGACUUUUUUAAAUCACAAAUGACAUUUUAAAAUGAGCUUACCAUUCUGUGGUCCUCUAUUUGGAUUGAAAUCAUUAUGUCUUAAUCAUGUCUUAAACCUUUGAAUGAAUGUUUGGGGUUCAUUGUUAAACUUUGCUUUGUGUCAUCUGUGGGGCAUUUAUACAGUAUAUUGUCAGAUAAGAGAUUGAAAGAGUUAUUUUGGUAUUUAUCAAAACUGAGCUGCUAAUGGACAAACAGGCACAUCAAAUAUGUCCCAUGGGGGAAAGUUACACAAUUUCAUUGCAUGUAACAAUUGUGAUGUUAAGUAAUGUGAUAAUUAGUUGCUGAAGAACUCUUAAGCAGCUGUACAGCUUUACUCCAUAUGUACUUUCCCCCUGCACACAUUUGACAUGAAUGUCCUGUAGCUGCCCUUUUCUGUGUAACUACCGACAAUGGACUUGCAGCAAGCUCAUGUGGCUGCCAUUGAAGAGUAAAAGUAUCUGUUUAUGGGUUUCAAUGAGCUAAUUUUAGCUUUUUGUAGCAUAUGCAACAUGUACAGGAACACAGUGCACCUUUGUAUAUAUUGUCAGAAGAAUGUUUAACAUGUUGCACAUGAGACUGGUACAAUUUUAUAUUACAAUAUUUCAACACACGUGGUUCUGUUUGUCCUCAACUAAACAUAUCUUUUACAUGAUUUGAUUUGAUUUGAACAAAUAUCCACUGUUUUCAGGUAAAGUGUGAAAGGUUCAUGUCAGUGAACAUUAGUUAUGCACAGAUCGGUUAACAGAAAAUACCCAAUUGUAAGUAUGGAAUAUUUCAGUAAGAAAAAAACAAUAACUGAUUAAUGAGAGAUAUACAAAUGUUGGAAACUAUACUUAUUCAGUGCACUUCAUCAAUACCGCCUUGAUAUUGAUUGAUCAUUUAAAGUGCUGUCAGUCCAGCUCUGUGUGUUUGCUGUUUUGGGGGAUUCUGGGCACCAUCCUUAGUUUGUGACUGUCAAUACUUUCAAUGUCAAAUUUGUUUUUUUUUUUUCAAAAUAGAUUUUUGGUACUUAGAAAGGUUUUGCCACCACUUGGUCUUUUUAAAGACUCAUCUCGAAAACAUUUGCCAUUAUUGUUAAGCAUAUAGUACGUCUAAUGUGUUUACAUUUGCUGAAAUUUGAGCCCUGGUUAGAAAAAAAUAACCUUUCUUUGUGUGGAGAAGUUAUUUCCUUAUCAAACAGGGAAAGGUUUGGUCUGAAAAAAGGCUUACACUUUAUCCAUGAGAGCAGCCUUUUAAAUGUCUUUUAACUCUUACUUCUAAUUGUUUGAAAACAGAUUUUAGUCUUAGUGGGGGCAUUUUACUGCUUAACCUCACUUUUUGCCCAGUUAGACAUCCAUAGUUUUUAUGUUAUUGCAACAUAUUGUAAUGUUUGGUUUCCUGUUCUUUAUUUUUCCUUUCAUUUGUUGUUGUAGUGGAUGCGAUAAAAAAUGCCCUAGAAAAACCACAUAUCUUAAAAAGAUCUUAAUUGUCAGCAAGGAAAGAAAGAAAGAAAGAAAGGAAAGAUUCAAGUGUCUUACCUAUGCAUUUUAACGGAUUAGGAUAAAACAGUAUUAUCUUUCUCUUAUGCUGUGUCACUCAGAACCUGAAAAUUCAUUUGAGAUAUGAGGUUUUCCCAGGACAUAACGAAUAGUAGAUUGAGUCUUGUUUUUAUUUGCACAUGUCGUCUGGCUGGUUCAGAUGACUAUCUUUCAGAAAACCUCAAAUUUACUCUUUAGAUGGUUUUAAUUAUUUAUAAUACUAAGGAUGUCAAGUCAAAGUGGUAAAGAAAAAAAGAAAUGCAUCUUUUGUUUUCUGAGCUGGAUUGUUGUCAUCACACAUCAGAUAUGUUGCUCAUUUCUUAUAUCACCAUUGUUCUUAAGGAGGCUUUGACAGAGAAUUUGAUUUCUUAUUUUAUAACCUAACUCUCCUGAAUACCAUUAUCUGGCUCAUCGAUAUAUGUUGUUUAUUUCCAUUUAUUUUCACUCAUCGGUCCCUAAUGAUGAUUUGAAACUGGUGAGUUUGUGUUGCUGCUGUCAGUAAUGUCAUCUUCACACACAGAUGGUUUGUGUUUCUUUCAUCUGAAGGCACAGGAUAUGUUUUCAUUUGUUUUCCCUAAUUGGUUUUUAGCAGAACAUUAGAAAUGAAUGAAUGAAAAUGAUUUUUGUGUGAAUCAGUACUGUGUACCACUGUUAUCAGCCUGAUGAAAGGUGUUUUAUUAA
Seriola aureovittata is the source of this 5647-nucleotide messenger RNA. RefSeq names its product consortin, connexin sorting protein a (gene cnsta). The record is from RefSeq and is a predicted model, not a curated record. The transcript has 14 exons. Gene Ontology annotation, cellular component: plasma membrane; transport vesicle; trans-Golgi network. Gene Ontology annotation, biological process: positive regulation of Golgi to plasma membrane protein transport. The coding region runs from base 255 to 2735 and encodes 826 amino acids. Lineage: Eukaryota; Metazoa; Chordata; Actinopteri; Carangiformes; Carangidae. Gene Ontology annotation, molecular function: connexin binding.